AUGACAGUCGUGUUAUGGUAUUGUCCUCCACCAGGCUCAACAGCCUAUGAAACUUUAAAUACAUUGAUUCAAUCUAUACAGACAUUAUUCCCCAAUUCUCCUGUUUUUGAACCGCAUAUAACGUUAAACACUCAUCUAACGGUCAGCACAAAAGAUGAUGUCAACAAAGUAUUAACAUAUUGCGUAGCUGCGAUGAAUAGUAUCAAGAAAUCCAUUGAAAAGGAAAAUAAGUCAUUAGUUCGAAUGAAUGGUUUUGUUACUGGAAAGUCAUAUUUCCAAAAAGUGAAAUUAUCAUGUGAAUUAGAUAAAUAUCUACUAAGUAUAGCACAAAUAAUUAGAGAAUUGUUUGUGGAAAGUGAACAGAAUACGGAAUUAAAAAAAUUGAAUGCUCAAAAUUGGGUUCAUAAUGAUUUCAAACCUCAUGUAUCCUUAUUAUAUUCUGAUAUAUAUCCUAUUAGUCCUGCAUUUACAAAGAUUAUACAACAAAGAAUUGAAGAUACUUUGGGCGUUAAGGUAAUAUCAAAUGAGGCUGACGAGUGGAAAUUUGAUCAAAUACCUAAAAAUGUUAGUUGGGGAAUUCCAGCCACUUUCAAAGUGGUAAACUGUGAAGGUCCUAUAGAGGAAUGGGAAGUUCUUGGAAGAACUGACAUUUAG
Naumovozyma dairenensis CBS 421 is the source of this 654-nucleotide messenger RNA. RefSeq names its product 2',3'-cyclic-nucleotide 3'-phosphodiesterase (gene CPD1). Bases 1 to 654 code for a protein of 217 amino acids. Gene Ontology annotation, molecular function: 2',3'-cyclic-nucleotide 3'-phosphodiesterase activity. Gene Ontology annotation, biological process: cyclic nucleotide metabolic process. The record is from RefSeq and is a predicted model, not a curated record. The transcript has a single exon. Lineage: Eukaryota; Fungi; Ascomycota; Saccharomycetes; Saccharomycetales; Saccharomycetaceae.